Messenger RNA from Cornus florida, 4461 nucleotides. RefSeq lists its product as uncharacterized. The transcript is spliced from 6 exons. The record is from RefSeq and is a predicted model, not a curated record. NCBI's taxonomy places the organism in Eukaryota, Viridiplantae, Streptophyta, Magnoliopsida, Cornales, Cornaceae. The coding region runs from base 174 to 4169 and encodes 1331 amino acids.
AUCUCUCUCCUCUCCCAGGCUUUCGUUAAUCUCUCUCUCCCUUGUCGUGAACUUUGUUUUUGAAGAACAAGCAAAACAAUUUCUAAAAAUAGUUUGCGAAAAGCAAAACAAUUUGUCUUUCACUCAGUCUCAGUAAAAAAAUUAAAAGCCUACAAGGUGCAAUUCCUUCUGAUAUGGAAGAAGAAACGCAAGCAAGUCCAGAGAUAACAAUGACGAAGGUUGUGGAGAACACACACAACAUAGCUGAUCGCAUUAAGUUGACAAAUGAAGACUUGAACCAAGUGGAAAGAGAAGACAAAAAGGAAGAGGAGGAAACUGCCUUGGACGGAGAAUUUAUAAAAGUAGAGAAGGAAACCUUAGAUGUAAAGGAUGGUUCCCGAAUUGCUGAAACAGUGUCUAUUGCAGAUGACAAGACAUCUGUCAUUGAGCGAGGCUCAUAUAAUUCUUCUGCAAGCAGAGAAUUUCUAGAAGCCCAAGAAAGGUCAAAAGAACUUGAGCUUGAGUUGGAAAGAGUAGCUGGAGAAUUAAAGCAUUCUGAAUCUGAGAAUACACGGCUGAAGGAUGAAGUCUCACUUACCAAGGAGAAGUUGGAAGAAAGUGGAAAGAAAUAUGAAGACCUUGAACUUGAUCACAAAAAAUUGCAAGAGCAGAUCAUGGAAGCCGAAAAGAUGUAUCAUCUACAGCUUAAUGUUAUGCAAGAGGCACUGCAAGCCCAAGAAACAAAGCAAAGGGAUCUGAUAAAUGUGAAAGAAGCAUUUGUUGAUCUUAAUAUUGAACUUGAAAGCUCAAGAAAGAAGAUGGAGGAGCUGGAGCAAGAGCUACAAACUUCCACAAGCGAAGCACGGAAGUUUGAGGAAUUGCAUAAGCAAAGCGGUUCACAUGCUGAAUCAGAGACGAAGAGAGCCUUCGAGUUCGAGAAGUUGCUUGAACUGGCAAAAUUGAGUGCAAAAGAAAUGGAAGAUCAGAUGGUUUCCCUCCAAGAAGAACUCAAGGACCUGUACAAGAAGAUUGCUGACAACCACAAGGUUGAGGAAGCUUUCACUAGUACUGCAGCUGAGCUUUCCACAGUUCAAAGGGAGUUGGAGCUUAAAAAAUCACAAAUGCUUGACAUGGAGCAGAAGCUCACAUCAAAGGAAGCUCUCAUAAAUGAAUUGACCCAAGAAUUGGAUCUGAAGAAGGCUUCAGAAUCUCAGGUAAAGGAAGAUAUCUCAGCACUUGAAAAUCAUUUUUCAUCAACAAAAGAAGAUCUUCAUGCAAAGGUUUCUGAGUUGGAAACAGUCAAGUUGAAGCUGCAGGAGGAAGUGAGUGCAAAAGAAUUGGUUGAAGUUGGGUUGAAAAACCAAGAAGCACACGUCUCAAUGAAACAGGAGGAACUGGCCAAAGUGAUCAAAGAAAAAGAAGCUCUCGAAGCCACUGUGGCUGAUCUAACUAGUAAUGCAGCACAGAUGAAGGAGAUGUGCAAUGAUCUUGAGAAAAAGUUGAAGUUGUCUGAUGAAAAUUUCAGUAAAGCAGAUUCUCUUCUGUCUCAAACUUUGGCAAACAGUGCAGAGCUGGAAGAGAAGUUGAAAUCUCUGGAAGAGCUCCAUCACGAAUCUCGAUAUGCAGCAGCAACUGAAGCGCAAAAGAAUCUCGAGCUUGAGGAAAUCCUACGAGCUUCCAAUGCAGAAGCCGAAGAAGCAAAAUCACAAUUGAGAGAGCUUGAGAGAUGUUUUAUUACGGCAGAAGCGAGGAACAUGGAGCUAGAGCAACAGCUCAACCUGGUGGAACUAAAAAGCAAUGAUGCCGUUAGAGAACUAAGAGAGUUUUCUGAGCAAAUAUCUCUACUCAAUGCCACAUUGAGAGAGGUCGAGGAAGAAAAGAAACAGAUGAGUGGUCAAAUGCAAGAAUAUGAGGAUAAGAUAACUCAACUGGAGUCUGCUUUGAACCAGUCAUCUUCACGUAGUUCAGAGCUUGAGUUGGAAUUGAAGGUUGUUGCAGAAAGAUGUGCAGAACAUGAAGGGAAAGCCAAUACAACCCAUCAGCGCAGCCUAGAGCUUGAGGAUUUAAUCCAGAUAUCACAUUCCAAAGUAGAGGAUGCUGGCAAAAGAGCAAGUGAAUUGGAGCUGAUGCUUGAAACAGAGAAGUACAGAAUCCAGGAGCUUGAAGAACAGGUGAGCAAGCUAGAAAAGAAAUGUGAAGAUGCUGAAGGAGAUUCCAAGGAAUUCUCUGAUAAAGUAUCUAUAAUUGAAGCAGAACUCAAGGCAUUCCAAUUAAAAGCAUCAGGCCUUGAGGUUGCACUGCAAAUGGCCAAUGAGAAGGAAAUAGAGUUGGCUGACUGUUUGAAUUCAACAACAAACGAGAAGAAAAAUUUAGAAGAUGCAUUGACAAAUACAAGCAUGAAGCUUUCUGAAGAAGAAAAUUUACUCAAGGUUUUGCGGAAUGAAUUGGAUCUGACUCAACAGAAAUUAAAUAGCUUAGAAAGUGAUCUUAAGGCCUCUGGAGUAAGAGAAAGAGAGGUUAUGGAGAAGCUUAAAUCCGCCGAGGAGCAACUUGAGAAACAAGGAAGAGUAUUAGAGGAAGCUACUACAAGAAGAUCAGAGCUUGAAUCAUUGCAUGAAACUCUAUCCAGGGAUUCAGAGAUGAAACUCGAAGAAGCAAUUGUGAAAUUCAACAACAGAGAUUCGGAGGCAAAAUCGUUAUAUGAGAAACUGAAGACUCUUGAAGAUCAAGUGAAGACUUAUGAAGAACAGAUAGCUGAAGCAUCUGAGAGAUCUGUAUCCAUUAAUGAAGAGUUGGAUCAGAUUUCAGUGAAAUUGGCUUCUUCAGAAAGCACAAACGAAGAACUCAAAAGAAAGAUAUUGGAGGUUGAAGAUAAAGCAGCAGUGUCUUUCUCAGAGAACGAACUGUUAGUUGAGACAAAUAUACAGCUCAAAAGCAAGAUUAAUGAGCUUCACGAAUUACUGAACUCUGAUCAUGCUGAAAAGGAAGCCACUGCUAAGCAACUUGCUUCUCACAUGAACACUAUUACUGAAUUAACAGAUCAAUGCUCAAGAGCCUCUGAACUUCAGUUGGCAACUGAAGCCCGCAUUUCAGAAGCAGAAUCACAAUUGCAGGCAGCCAUUCAGAAAUUUUCCCAUCGGGAUUCAGAAGCUAAUGAAUUGAAUGAAAAGCUUAAUGCUUUUGAAGAACAAAUAAGAAUGUAUGAAGAACGGACUAAUGAAGCAUCUGCUGUUGCCGAAGCGCAAAAAAUUGAGCUGGAACUGACUCUCUUGAAAUUAAAGGAUCUGGAAAACAUACUGCAAAGCAAGACCAGUCAUUUUGAAAAAGAGAGUGAAGGGCUAGCUGAGGUGAAUUUAAAGCUCACUCAAAAACUGGCCACGUAUGAGUCCAAGCUGAAUGAUCUACAAGCAAAACUGUCUUCAGCUUUUGCUGAGAAAGAUGAAGCAAUUGAACAGCUUCACUCUUCAAAAAAAGCAAUAGAAGAUUUGACAGAGCAGCUUACUUCUGAAGGGCAGAGGCUACAGUCCCAGAUAUCUUCAGCUGUGGAAGAGAACAAUCUGCUUAAUGAAACUCAUCAAAAUGCAAAGAACAAACUUCAGACUGUGAUACUUCAACUUGAAGGACAACUGAAAGAACAGAAAUCAAGCGAAGAUUCUUUGAAAGUUGAGAUGGACAAUCUAAAGGCUGAGAUAGAUGAGAAGGUCGUGUUGCAAAAUCACAUGAAAGAGCUUGAGGAACAAUUAGCUUCAGCUGAAGCUCGAGUAAAAGAAGAGCAGAAAGAAGUAGACUCUCGGAUAGAGUUGGAACGUGAAGCUGCUUUGAAACAUUCAUUUGAGGAGCUUGAAGCUAAGAACAAAGUGGUCCUACUUCUAGAAAAGAAAGUCGAAGAGCUUGAGCAAAAAUUGCAGCUGGUUGAUGGUAAAUCAAAAGAUAAGGAUAAUGGAGGCAGUCCAACUGCAUUAAAUGACGGAAUAGAGGUGAAAUCUAGGGACAUCGGAUUGACCAUCUCAACUCCAUCAAAACGGAAGAGUAAGAAAAAGCUUGAAGCUACUCCUGCUCAAACGUCCUACUCCUCACCAGACACCCAUACUCACAUCACAGGGGUUUCUUCUGCCAUGACCUUGAAGUUAAUUUUGGGUGUAGCGAUGGUGUCAGUGAUCAUUGGCAUAAUUCUUGGAAAACGUUAUUAGCUAUGGCUUUGCAGGUUUUGGUUUUGCCUCUAUGUUCAGAGUUUUUCUUCUUUUUCUUUUUGAUAAAUAAUUUAUGCACCAUAUCGGAAAGCUUUGCAGGUUUUGGUUUUGCCUUUAUAUGUUCAGGGUUUGAAGUUGAUCAGGAAAUGGUUUUCAUUUGUAUUCCUUACCUGUAUGCAUAGAAAAAUCAGUUGACUCGUGUAUUAUUCAAGUUUGUACCUAGUUUUUUUUAUCAAUUGUGUUGAAGAAUAAUUUUGUUCUUGGUAAUUCUCAAAAGUCAUAGAGUUGAUUA